Molecule: messenger RNA, 2883 nt
Organism: Hordeum vulgare subsp. vulgare (domesticated barley)
Lineage: Eukaryota; Viridiplantae; Streptophyta; Magnoliopsida; Poales; Poaceae
Exons: 6
Coding region: 495-2615 (706 amino acids)
Source: RefSeq, a predicted model, not a curated record
UCUAACUAUCUUCUACUCCACCCACCGCCGCCACCACCACUCUUUAGACCUAACUAUACUCUUCUGUGCACGCAACCAUGGACAUUGUUUAGAUCUAACUAUCUUCUCCUCCACCCACCACCGCCACCGCCAUCAACAUACUCUACAUAUCUUUGCCCUCAUAAUUAUGAGCCAUCGUCUAUGUUUUCCUCUCAUGUGAGAUCCAUGGUAUUCCAAGUCACUGACGAGCCGCACCAUCAGGCCAUUCCUCAUGCACCACAGUCGCUGCCCAACUGUUAGGCCAUGCUCUGUUUACAUCUCGGAUGAAGACAACAAGAUCCAAAGUGAAAGGGUCAUAUUAGAACUAAAUACCUAUUUUUGAGGCUUCUACAAAAUUCUCAUCGUUCAAGUGCAGCAAGUGCAUUAGGGUGCCACUUUUGGAACGGAGAAGACGAAGUCUAAAAUUCAAGGCUUCUGUGAAAAUCUCAUUGUUCAAGCGCAAUAAGUGUGUUAAGAUGCCACUUUUGAAACGAAGAAGACGAGGUCUAAAAUCAAAGGCUUAUGUGAAAAUCUCAUUUUUCAAGUUCAAUAAGCAUGUUAAGAUAGCACUUUUGGAACGAAGAAGACGAGGUCUAAAGUCAAAGGUUUUUUCUGCACAAGAUCCUCAGACAAGUAAUCGUGGAAAAGAAAGGCAUGGGAAAACCAUUGAUGAGGAAGGCAGCAGAGUGAGCUGCAAUUACUGCGGUAAGGUGGUUUGUACUUACAACCGUCUAGAGCAACAUGUAGCAGGCAUCAGGGGCAAUGUUCGUCCAUGCAACCUAGUACCAGACAGUGUCAGGACAAGCUUAAGGGCUUCACUUGUGGAUCGCAAGAAAGGUCGGAUGCUCAGACAAACGAAGAGACUGAAGCAUGAACAUGAUGAGGUUUCUCAUAAAAGCCCAGCCCUUCCAUCUGCUCAAGUCCAGCAACCAAAGCUACAACCAACUGUGUCCAGUAACAACCGCUGCUUUCUUCAUUAUCCACCGGAUUUGACGCAGCCCAAGGAAAUCACAUAUAAUUCUUGUCAACUGAAACCCAAGGUUGAGGCAAGUGAUUACUUCGAUUCUCCGUCAGCAAAAUCAAUUGGGAAGUUCUUCUUCGAAGCUGGACCUGAGCCUGGUGUUCUCCAUUCAUCAUCUCUGAAGGAGAUGGUUGUGUUUCCCCAUGGGCCUGGGGCUGUAAUAAUGCCUACGUACGAAGCUGUUCUGCAGGAGCAACUAAGAGAAACUGAGAACCGCGCAAAGGAACUCAAGCAGGAGUGGCAAACAAGUGGCUGCACUGUAAUUGUGGAUAGUUGGAAGAGCAAGUCCGGCAAAAGCUUUGUAAGUGUCCUGGUGCACUGCAGCAAAGGUAUGCAUUUCCUCAGAUCCAUUGACGUCUCUGAAAUCACUGAGGACUUGGAUGAGCUAGAAUCAAUGCUUUCUCGCGUGGUUGAUGAUGUUGGUGCCCAUAACAUUGUUCAGAUUAUCACAAAUGAUGUGUCGCCCCAUAUGCAGAUUGCACGGCAGUAUGUGCUAAAUAAAUAUGAUGAAUUUUUCUUUGUGCUAUGUGCUGACCAUUGCAUCAACCUUCUGCUGGAGAAAAUAGCAGCUCUCAAGCAUGUCAGUAAAGUCCUAAUAAAGGCAAGGGAUAUCACAAGGUUUUUAUAUGGCCAUGCAUUGCCAAUGAAACUAAAAGGAAGAUAUGUUCAGGAGGAGAUUUUGAGCAGUUCUUACCUGAACUUUGUUGCAGCGUUCAUCACAUUAGAGAGGUUAAUUUCUGCAAGAGUAGGUCUGGUGCAGAUGUUCAGCUCGCCUGAAUGGGUUCCCUCUGGUUGGGCUUGUCUUGAUUUGUUCGAGCGUAUCCAGCGCAUAGUAAAGACAGACGAUACAUUUUGGCAUGCUGCUGCCCAAGUCGUGAAGGUUACAAACCCACUUGUCAGGGUGUUGUCUAAACUGGAAUCUGAUAUCUGUCCGAUGGGUAUCUUGUAUGAAGCCAUGGAUGGUGCAAAAGAAGAGAUACAUGUCAAUAUUGGAGAUGAAAGUGAGCUUUAUUGGGGUAUGAUUGACAGGAUAUGGGAUGGUUACUUGCAUAGCCCUCUCCAUGCUGCUGGUCAUAUGCUAAACCCAAGGAUCUUUUAUGCAGCUGGAUUCCAUGCUGAUACUGAGAUCAGCAGCGGCAUCGCGGCCUGUACAAUCCAACUGGGCAAGGCUCAUUACAAUGCCAGAAAAGCGUCUGCACAAUUGGAAGUGUAUGAAAAGAAGUUGGGCUAUUUCGACACAGAUCCAGCAAUGCAGCAAAUCAUGGAAUUACCACAAGUUCAAUGGUGGUCGACGCACGGGGCACGCGUGCCGGACCUGCAGACCCUGGCGAGGCGGGUCCUGAGCCAGACGUGCUUCGGCGCCACCAGGUACAACAUGGACUGGAGCCUGUCGGAGAAGCUGCACGCCGAGUGGGAUGAGAUGACGCCGCCCGAGCAGGAGAGGCUCCGGCAGAAGGAGUACGUCCACUACAACCGCGUCCUCGCCGGCGCCGCCCCGCUCCUGCACGGCUCCUCCGUGAAGCAGCACGACAGGGUCACCAUAGUGCUGCAAGACUGGAUCAGACCGCAGAAAUAGGCUGCUGGACGGCGCUCAGUUCAGCCUGGAACAAUGCCUUCGCCUCCUCCGUUUUGUUUGCUACUAGUAUCUGUGUGCGCUACUGCAAUGGUUUGCAGCAGUAAUCUGUCGAAUGCCCACCUGUGGCUUGCUCUUGUGCUAUCGUGGUCUGAAUCUCCAGGUUUUUUUAUUUCUUGAGCUCCUGCUGGAUUACCAUGUUAGUUAUGUUCUGUUGAAACCCUGCUGAAUUUCCAAGUUAUCAUUAGUAUGUUGGAGAAACCCUGCUGAA